CGCGACUUUAGUACUACGGUUAUUCUGCACGAGUUUGUUUCUGGAAAGAGAUCCCUUUUGAUACGCGGUUUCUGAGAAUGACGACGGUUUGGUUUGAAUUAGUGCUCUUUGCCGUGAUAGUGAUUAGCAAAGCACGGUCCCAGUUCAGUGUUUUAAAACAUUGUGUAGUUAGGUCCCCAACACCUGAUUUCAUGCAUUGCAUGGGUGAACAGGCUAUUCAGUCGUUAAGGACAUUUGAGGAGUCGGAGAACUUCACCCUAACCGAGGGAUUAACGCUACUUCGAGAUGAAAGAGCGGCUGUCCGAAGUAUUCCCGAUGUCACGGAUCUUGAUCCUUCGGACUUUCGCGGCAUUUUGGAAAACUCAGGUUUAGUAUUUGGUCAACGAAGCAUGCAUUUCGACAUAAGUAGAGUAUAUCCGGGGUUAAGCCUCCAGAUUAGACCUGUGGAAACUGGCGGCAGCCUUCUUGAAUUCGUGAUGGACCCAGAACAAGAACUCAAUGAACGGAGGCAUUCUACCGAGAAUCUUUCAACAGCUCGUAUACUUACGAAAAAGUUCGUGGUUCCAUUCCUGUUGGGUUUAAAAUUUAACCUCGUAACACUCAUACCACUGAUUUUUGCAGUUAUAGUUUUCCUUUGUAAGAAAGCUGCCUUUUUGGCUAAAAUUGCCCUUUUUUUGAGCGGAAUUUUCGGAUUUGGAGGACUCUUCUCACUGGGAGCUCUAGCAGAUAGUCAUGGAUUCUACGGAGGAAGUCAUCACAGCUAUGGGGGCCAUCACAGCUACGGUACAUAUUCCCCAGGACUCGGCAGUUUUGCAGACGGUGGCGGAUAUUCGAGUCACCAUCACUAUCGAACCAAAAAAAAUCUUUUCUUUGAUAACACCAAAGAGUUAUCUCCGGAAGCGACGCCGUCUUCAGACGGUUUCUAUAAUUAUGAGAAAAAUUAUCUUCUGCAUGAACGUCAAGAACGUGAAGGGGUUGAAGGAGCUUCUGCAUUAACUCCGAACAUUGGCGAAGAGACAAAUCACAGGGACUUUAUGUGGAAAACCUUGUGAGGCAAACUUUGCAGAUUAUUUAUUGAUAUUCACAGAAAAAGAAUCAUCGUGUUUGGUGCAUUCCUGUGCAUCUCCCAUCCAUCAUAUUGUU
This is a messenger RNA of Hermetia illucens (black soldier fly), 1143 nucleotides long. RefSeq lists its product as uncharacterized. The transcript has 3 exons. NCBI's taxonomy places the organism in Eukaryota, Metazoa, Arthropoda, Insecta, Diptera, Stratiomyidae. The record is from RefSeq and is a predicted model, not a curated record. Bases 78 to 1052 code for a protein of 324 amino acids.